AAAUGGCAGAGCAAACGAUACCAGCCAGCCUCUGGCCGUAUGCUGGACCUGCACCACAAUUGAGUCAAGUUCUCGGUCAGGUCGCGGGCCUCUUGAACGAUCUUGGGUAUAGCAAGACGAGCAGCGCUUUGGAAAAGGAAGCCGUCAAAAAAACCGGCCUGACAAAAUUGGAUCCAGCAACCGGGCUACUUGCUCUAUACAACUCAUUGGAUGCGGCUACCACAUCAGCGAGCGACAGUGAUGCGGACAGCGAAUCCAGCGACAAUUCGAGCGACGAUAGUGAUGAUGAUUCGGAACAGGAUGAGGUCGAGGGCGCUCUUUUAGACGUGGAAGCGGAGGAAACAUCGGACGACAGCAGUGACGAGAAAUCGAGCGUGUCUAGCUCUUCGGCCACACCUGCGAAGACGAGCACAAAGAGGAAACGGACUGCGACACCAUCUUCAUCGGGAAGCAGUAGCAGCAGCGACGAGGACUCCAACUCUUCCUCGGACGAUAGCGACGCCCGUCCUGCCAAGCGAAGCAAAACUGUGGUUGCAUCCAAAGGAGCAAACACACCAGAUUCCUCUUCCAGCGAAAGCAGCAGUGACAGUAGCUCAAGCGACAGCGACAGUUCAAGUGCAGAUUCUGCAGCAGACGACAGUAGCGAUGACAGCGACAGCAGCUCCUCAUCGUCUUCCAGUGACGACAGUUCCAGCGACAGCGAGUCUGACUCGCCUCCCGUCAAAACCAAGAAGGCGGAGAAGCAGAAGGCCACAAGUGAAGCUGCUGUUUCCCAGGGUGAAGUAGCAAAGGAUAACGGAUCACAGUCAUCCGCAACAUUGCAAGGGGACUCCCCUGAAGCCGAGGAAAAAGAGGAAGAUAUGAGCGGAAUCCACCCUGAUCGUCUGAGACGAAGUCAAUUCGCGCCCGUCACAAAAAAGGAAGGCGCUGCGAACGCGAAGAAGGCCGCUGUCCCUUUCUCGAGAAUUCCAGCAGACCAGAAAGUCGACCCACGCUUCAGCAACCAAUAUGUCUCGUACGACUAUGCUGACAAGGCGUACCAAGAUCUUGUGGUGACUAAGGGCAAGGGUUUUACAAAAGAGAAGAAUAAGAAGAAACGAGGUUCAUACCGAGGUGGAGCGAUCGAUCUGGCACCGAAGGGUAUCAAGUUUGACGACUAGCGAUUAUGUUUUCUUGGUACUUUUCGCGACAUGGCAUCGCAUAGUUACUCUUGGGCAUGUCCAAUACACAUACAUUCGUGGCUGCGAGGUAACCGCCACAUAGAUUUUAAUGAAUCCUUGGACUAGGC
Sphaerulina musiva SO2202 is the source of this 1288-nucleotide messenger RNA. RefSeq names its product SRP40_C-domain-containing protein. Gene Ontology annotation, cellular component: nucleolus; nucleoplasm. The annotation marks the transcript as partial. Lineage: Eukaryota; Fungi; Ascomycota; Dothideomycetes; Mycosphaerellales; Mycosphaerellaceae. The transcript is spliced from 2 exons. The record is from RefSeq and is a predicted model, not a curated record.